CGUCAGUCAGCUAACAACUGUUAACGAGUGUCAAUUGCAAUUCAUGCUUUAGGUCUCUAAUUUAAUAAUAAAAAAAAAUCAAUGGCAAAUGUGAACACAGCGCAAGUCAGGAAAUACAGAGUCCUCAAACAUACACGACCUGCUAUGCUUGUCUGUUACGCUUUUCAAAUUGUGUCUUUAAGAGCCCUGGACUGGAUCAGGAUAAUAUGACUGGAUAUGGAAAAUUGCAAAAUGAUGAUGAAACUUUGUCGCGGACGGAGUCACAGGAAGCAAUGUAUCCUGGAAAACUAGAGAUUAAUUUUGAGGAGAUGCUAAAGAUGAAAGAGGUGGCAGAGAGGAAAAGCAAAGAGGAUGCCAGACGCAAGAAAAUGGAUAUGGAGAAGAAAGAAUUUGAACAGUUGCGGCAAGAAAUGGGCGAGGAUGAGAUCAAUGACAGUACUGAGGUGGUGAGUGCCGAGUAUGAGGAGCUAACGAAGCUGAAGCGGACUGGCUCCAUCCGAGCCAAGACACUGAAGUCCAAAUUUGAAAAGAUCAAGCAGCUGACAGAGGAGGAGAUCCAGAAGAAGAUCGAGGAGGAAAGAGCAAGGAGGAAAGAAAUUGAUGAAAAAAUCAAGGAGAGAGAGGCAGAGCGCUGUCAAGAGGAUGAAGAUAAUGACAAAACAUCUCCAACAAAAGUAGAAGAUGUACCAUUCAGACAUAAAGUGGACAUGCGUGCACGGUUUGAACAAAUGGCAAAAGCCAGAGAAGAGGAACAGAAGAGGAGGAUUGAAGAGCAGAAAUUACAGAGGAUGCAAUUCGAACAACAAGAGAUUGACGCUGCUCUACAAAAAAAAAAGGAAGAAGAGGAGGAAGAAGAGGGUAGUAUUAUCAAUGGCUCUGCUGCCUAUGAGGACGAGGAGGACCAUGCCAGGUCAGGUGCUCCAUGGUUUAAAAAGCCUCUGAAGAACCAGUCAGUGGUUGACGCUGAGCCCGUCCGGUUUACAGUGAAGAUCACAGGAGAACCCAAACCAGAGGUCACCUGGUGGUUUGAAGGCGAGCUGCUUCCAGACUCGGAAGACUAUCAGUACAUUGAAAGAGGGGAGACAUACUGCCUCUACUUACCAGAAACCUUCCCCGAGGAUGAAGGAGAGUACACGUGCAAAGCUGUCAACAGCCGAGGCACUGCCGCCAGCACCUGCAUUCUCACGAUUGAAACUGAGGACUACUGAUGCUCUCCUUCUCUGGAACUUUCCCAGUCUUCUAGUUUUUCUUUUCUAUUUAAGUUUAUUUCGCACUGUAGGGCCAAAAACCAAGGAGGAAGGAUCGUAUUCUUUUUUACCAUUCCUCCCAAAAGAUACGCUCAAUUCUGAAGUGCAAUCUGUUGUUUACAUAAGAUGCUUCACUCACGGUCAAGACAAAUUCAUACUUGGGAUGAAUUAGUGCCAAAAUACAGAUACUGUUUCCACAAUCUUUAGCUAUUGCAUAACAUAAGUGAAAAGCAUAGCUGAAAAAGAAAUCCACCAAACUGAAAAGUUUGUAGUAUGUACAACAUAUAAUCACUAUUACCUUGAGUAAGGAUUUCAUACCCAUAGAAUGAAUGAGACAUAUUGUUUGAUUCAGUAUCUGUUUUUUUAAAAGUCUUCAUGUGAAGGGGGAAGAUUUUGUGAUUUGGGGCCCCUAGGCAAAGUACAAGAAUCAGGCCCUCUUCAAUGACAUGCAUUUAGGUUGAUUUUCUCUUAAAGGUGCUGUAAGCCUUUUUAUUAUUAUUACAUUUUUUAUGGAAUAGUAUGGAGAAAAUAUUAUUACUGAUAGAUAUCACUGACUACGGAUACAUCAUGGACACCAGACACCUUUACAUGCACUCUUUACAUGCGGCGUACAUUACUCUUGUAUACAUGUGACUCGGUCAGUAAGCAGCUUUCUCCACAGCAAUGCAAUUUUCCAGCAAAUGCUUGUGUAAACAACACACAUGGCAUCCGAGGAAGACUUCACUAUUUUACUCUCUGUUGAUUUGCUUAUUUCCAGAUAUCCAGAGUUGUUAAUAAUGUCUGACAUCACAUUAUAAAAACACAAUCUGGCUACUAUGAAUUACAAUACAUUACAUAAAGCUACAAUACUUUUUUCUUUUUCACUCUCCCUUUCUUAAUGCACUUUUCCUCCAUCAACUUGACCUUGAAUCAACUAUAUCGAAAUUAUUAGACUAAAAGUUGACUUUACCUGUUUCCAGAAGGCUUUGAUCAACUUAAAAAUGUGAAAACAUAUAAAAGUUUGCUACAUUUAUGCUACUAAAUAGGGCGAAAACACGUCAACAGUCAGAUAAAUUAUUAUUUUUUAAUGUACAAGUGUCAACAACACCAGAACAUGAUCAUCAUCAACACUGUGUAUUGGCGACUAUAGUGAGUGUUGUGCUUGUGGAAGCAGCGGCAGGUGGCAGUGCAGCCCGUGCAGCAAUCUGAUCAAUUUGAAAAGACUUUAGGACAGGGCUCUUCAACUACAUUCUUGUGGGGGCCAGAUUAUCCAGAUGAAAACGAACAGGGGCCAAAUUGUUUUUUCAGAAUUCAUCUUAGCUAGCACUUUCAUUACAAGUAACAUGUUACUUAUAAAACACCUUUAAUACUGUGCAUUUAUUCAUAUAAAAUAGUCACAGGAUCCUGUACACUGUAUUUUGAAUUAUAAUUUUUUGGUCUGGCCAUAAAUUCCUUCAUAUAUAUAUAUAUAAACACAAUAUCAGUUUAAUAUUUUAGGGCUAUUGGUUACAGAUUAUUAAUACUGAGGAGAAACAUUUAGAUAUGCUAAACCCCUCUCACGUUAUCAACUUACAUAUGAAAACAAUGGUCAUAAAGAAAAGUCAUGUUAACUUAAGAAUGCAUUUAAAUAUAUAUAUAUAUAUAUAUAUAUAUAUAU
This is a messenger RNA of Xyrauchen texanus (razorback sucker), 2883 nucleotides long. RefSeq names its product nexilin-like. The transcript has 6 exons. Gene Ontology annotation, biological process: dendrite self-avoidance; axon guidance; homophilic cell-cell adhesion. Gene Ontology annotation, cellular component: axon; plasma membrane. Gene Ontology annotation, molecular function: cell-cell adhesion mediator activity. NCBI's taxonomy places the organism in Eukaryota, Metazoa, Chordata, Actinopteri, Cypriniformes, Catostomidae. Bases 207 to 1208 code for a protein of 333 amino acids. The record is from RefSeq and is a predicted model, not a curated record.